Entelurus aequoreus (snake pipefish) is the source of this 1929-nucleotide messenger RNA. RefSeq names its product tyrosine aminotransferase (gene tat). The coding region runs from base 132 to 1556 and encodes 474 amino acids. The transcript has 12 exons. NCBI's taxonomy places the organism in Eukaryota, Metazoa, Chordata, Actinopteri, Syngnathiformes, Syngnathidae. Gene Ontology annotation, molecular function: pyridoxal phosphate binding; L-tyrosine:2-oxoglutarate transaminase activity. Gene Ontology annotation, biological process: biosynthetic process; aromatic amino acid metabolic process. The record is from RefSeq and is a predicted model, not a curated record.
UGAAAGUAUAGGGUGGGCUCAACUCCCAUCUUUUGUAGCCUGGCUAUAAAAUGCACCAAUCAAGUCCUCCUCAGUUCAUUCGCUUCAUCCAUUAUUCUCUGUCCUCAUAGGUACCAGUGAAAAGACUUAUCAUGAGUGCCCGGAAUGACGGCAAGUCUUCCUCGGUGCAGAUGAACGAAAAUGGAGUCCACAACAAACCCAACGUCAACAACAAACAGAUGAAUGUAGGGGCAGUCAAUGGGAAGAGCGCCCAUCACGUAAGAGUCAACGGAAGUCUUUACCCGGUCAAGUCCAAGAGCCGCAGAGAGCGAUGGGAAGUGAAGCCGUCUGUCAUGGCCGACAACACCUUUAAUCCCAUACGAGCGAUUGUAGACGGGAUGAAACUCUCACCCAAUCCCAGUAAACCCAUGAUCGCUCUCUCUAUAGGGGAUCCCACUGUGUUCGGAAACCUUCCGACAGACGAUGCAGUGCUGCAAGCCAUGAAGGACGCCAUCGAUUUGCAGCAGUACAACGGCUACGCUCCUUCCGUUGGAUACUUGAAGAGCCGACAAGCAGUCGCCAACUUUUACAGCUGUCCUGAGGCUCCUCUUGAGGCAGAGGAUGUCAUUCUGACCAGCGGCUGUAGUCAAGCCAUUGACCUGGCGAUCAGUGUCCUUUGUAACCCAGGAGACAACAUUGUGGUUCCAUGUCCAGGCUUCUCCUUAUAUAAGACUUUGGCUGUUUCCAUGGGCAUCGAGGUCAGACUGUACAACCUGAUGCCCGAGAAGUCAUGGGAGGUGGACCUGCAACACUUGGAGAGCCUGAUGGAUGACAAGACAUCCUGUCUGAUUGUCACUAACCCAUCAAACCCAUGCGGUUCAGUGUUCACCAAGGACCACCUACAGAAGAUCCUCACAGUGGCCUCCAGAAACCAUGUGCCUAUCCUGGCAGAUGAAAUCUACAGCAACAUGGUUUUUCCAGGUUGCGACUGCCCUUCCCUGCCGUCUCUCAGUAGCGAUGUUCCCAUUAUUUCGUGCGGAGGCUUGGCUAAACGCUGGCUCGUCCCCGGUUGGAGGUUGGGAUGGAUCCUCAUCAAUGACAGGAACAACAUCUUUGGCUCUGAGAUUCGACAAGGUCUGGUCAAACUGAGCCAACGUAUUCUUGGAGCGUGUACCAUCGUCCAGGGUGCCCUGGAGGGAAUCCUCAACAACACACCUGAAAGCUUCUACCAUGAUACUGUUCGAUUCCUCAAGUCCAACGCUGAGAUUUGUUUUAAUGAGCUGUCCACAGUGCCCGGCUUGAACCCCAUCAUGCCCUCAGGAGCCAUGUACUUGAUGGUCGGAAUUGACAUCGAUCGCUUCCCAAACUUCCACAAUGACGUCGACUUCACUGAGCAGCUGGUGACUGAACAGUCCGUUUUCUGUCUGCCCGCCACUGCGUUCGAGUAUCCCAACUUCUUCCGCAUCGUGGUCACGGUGCCGGAGCAGAUGAUGGUGGAAGCGUGCCGUCGGAUCAGGGAGUUUUGCCAGCGCCACUAUCGGCCCGACAGCCAUGACAGCAACAACCUGGACCAGUAAUACGGCAGUCACGCCCAUCUGUUGCCAUGGAAACCUAUCCCACAUAUUGAACAGGUUAAACGUGUACAACAGUGUUUCAUAUCGCUUUUUUCCAGUGAAUUGUGGUUGAAAUGGCCAAAGCUUUUAUUUAAACAACAUCUAUGAACCUUCUUGUUUUGAAUAUUUAUCUAAUUGUUUGACUGCUUUUACAUUCCUGGACAUCUUUAGGAUGGCAGACCAUGCAUAUUUGAUAGCUGUGUCUCAAUUGGCGCACUUGUGUACUUGCACUCAGUCUUUUGAGUGCACGAGUGUGAGAAGUACACUGCCAGUCCACACACACACACACACACACACACACACACACACACACACACACACACACACACACACACAC